Messenger RNA from Habropoda laboriosa, 601 nucleotides. RefSeq lists its product as uncharacterized. The record is from RefSeq and is a predicted model, not a curated record. The transcript is spliced from 4 exons. The coding region runs from base 86 to 601 and encodes 171 amino acids. Lineage: Eukaryota; Metazoa; Arthropoda; Insecta; Hymenoptera; Apidae.
UAGUGAUCAGUGAACGAACUAAGUGGGAAACACUUGAAUAAGUUUUAACGUAUAUCACAGCCGGAAGGAACAAAACUCUGAAGAAAUGAAAAGGUCAAGAAGUUUUCAAAUGUUUACAACGUUUCUUUUGUUGGUGUUUUUCGUAUCGCCGUCCUCCACUUGGGCACUCACCACUUUUGGUAAAACCAACCCGCAGAACCAAAAUCAAAACCCUCCGCCACCGCCUACACCAGUUGGAAAAGCUCGUGAAUGUAAAUUAGAGUCUGAUUGCGCUGGUAUUCAAAAUACAACAUGUAUAGCAGACGCACGAGAUGGAAGAACACGUUGUCUGUGCGGAGACUAUUCCGCACCACUUAAUGGCGCGUGUACCAAUAAAUUCAAAGCAUUACGUUCUACGUGUACCGAUGAUUCUGAAUGCAUCGAUGGUGCACACUGCAUACAACGGAAUACUACUAUAUCCGGGAAACGUUGCUAUUGUCAAGAAGGAUAUUACGAGGAGAGCCCUUUGCUUUGCAGUGGUAGCGCAUCUACUCUUACGUUUCACACAGCAAUUCUCUUAGUUACUUUAAGUCUCAUGAAAGAAACCUUCAGUUCCUCAUAA